Messenger RNA from Coccomyxa subellipsoidea C-169, 1404 nucleotides. RefSeq lists its product as hypothetical. The transcript has 10 exons. The record is from RefSeq and is a predicted model, not a curated record. Gene Ontology annotation, biological process: response to antibiotic. Bases 1 to 1404 code for a protein of 467 amino acids. NCBI's taxonomy places the organism in Eukaryota, Viridiplantae, Chlorophyta, Trebouxiophyceae, Coccomyxaceae.
AUGCAGCAGCCUGCCAAUCCAACCGCUGCGGCAAUAUACAAUCAUGCGUUCCCACUGUCUUCCGCUGAGAUCCUGGGCCGGAUUCAUAAAGAUGCGGAGUGGGUAUUGAUCGGAGAAGCGUCGCAUGGGACGAAGGAGUUCUACGAGACUCGUGCCAGCAUCACCAAAGAUCUGAUUGAAAAGGAAGGCUUCAACGCAGUGGCUGUGGAGGCAGACUUCCCAGACGCUUUCAGGGCCAAUCUGUGGGUCCGCGGCCUCUCAGAUGACCGCACGGCAGAUGAAGCUCUGAGUGACUUCAAGCGCUUCCCAUUGCAGCGCUUCCCGACUUGGAUGUGGCGCAACAAGACGGUGGUGGCGUUCCUGGACUGGCUGCAUGGGCGCAACACGCGCCUGCCGCAGGAGGAGCAGCGGCUGAAGAGUGUCGGCUUCUAUGGUCUGGACGUGUACUCACUGAACACCUCCACUCAGACAGUCAUCAGCUACUUGGAGAGGGUUGACCCGGAAGCCGCCAAGAUUGCCAAGCAGCGCUACUCCUGCUUUGACAGGUUUGGCGCAGAUGCAAUGCUGUAUGGGCUCGCUCUGAGGCAGGGCUACAAGUCCUGCGAAGUGGGGGCCAUCAAGGAGCUUGUGGACAUGCGGCGUCUGCUGGAGCGGCGUGAGAAGAAGUCUUAUGGUCAGCUGGCUGAGGAGGAGUGGGACUUUGCUGCCCUGGAGAAUGCGCGCGUUGUGAAGGAUGCUGAGCAGUACUACAGAGCCAUGUUCUUCAGGGAUGACGUGACCUGGAACAUCCGGGACAGACACAUGGUCGACAGUGCUGAGUCACUGAGGGACAACCUCAAGAAACGGGGCAUCAAGCAGCCCAAGAUUGUCAUCUGGGCGCACAACUCGCACCUGGGUGAUGCCAGAGCCACUGACAUGGGCAGAGCGAGGGGCGAGGUCAACAUAGGGCAGCUCAUGCGCGAGCGCUUUGCCGCAGACAACCCAGAAAAUGUCAUCAACAUCGGCUUCACCACGCACACUGGUACCGUCGCAGCAGCUGAUGACUGGGACCAACCUGUCAAGCACAAGCGGGUCAACCCAAGCAUGGCAGACAGCUACGAGGGCCUGAUGCACAGUGUGGGCAAGGCGGCAUUUGGGCUGGACUUCCUGCAUGCCGAGGGGCCCAAGCCGGGACUGAGGGAGAUGCUGCAUGGGCCGCGCCUCGAGAGGGCCAUUGGCGUCAUCUACCGACCAGACACUGAGCGCUGGUCCCACUACUUCAAAGCGUGGCUGCCCCUCCAGUUUGACAUGAUCUUACACAUCGAUGCCACCAGCGGAGUGGAGCCGCUCGAGCCUGGAGAUGAAUGGGAGGAGCAUGAGGAGGUCAGGCGUGAGCCACCUGAGACGUAUCCCUUCGCGCUGUGA